Seriola aureovittata is the source of this 2429-nucleotide messenger RNA. It is a transcript of the gene slc5a9, whose product is annotated as solute carrier family 5 member 9. The record is from RefSeq and is a predicted model, not a curated record. Gene Ontology annotation, cellular component: plasma membrane. The transcript is spliced from 14 exons. Gene Ontology annotation, molecular function: D-glucose:sodium symporter activity. Gene Ontology annotation, biological process: transmembrane transport. The coding region runs from base 94 to 2061 and encodes 655 amino acids. NCBI's taxonomy places the organism in Eukaryota, Metazoa, Chordata, Actinopteri, Carangiformes, Carangidae.
GUCAGAGUCAGAGGAACCAAAUAAAUAGGGGAAACGCUGGAAGACCGAGUGUGUUUUUAAGAAGUCAACACGAUCUGCAAGAUUGGAAUAAACAUGUCUGGCAGUCUCACUACAGGCAGCAGUACCUCUGGGUUCACCACUGCAGAACCUCCUGUCACACGUCUCAGUUUGGAGGCUCUUGACAUCGCUGUGGUUGUCGUGUAUUUUAUCUUUGUCAUGGUGGUUGGCAUCUGGUCAUCAGUACGAGCCAAUCGCAGCACUGUAGGCGGCUACUUCCUGGCUGGUCGUUCAAUGACCUGGUGGCCUAUCGGAGCCUCACUGAUGUCCAGCAAUGUUGGAAGUGGUUUGUUUAUCGGUCUAGCAGGAACAGGAGCAGCAGGAGGCAUCGCUGUUGGAGGAUUUGAAUGGAAUGCGGCGUGGGUCCUGGUGGCACUGGGUUGGAUCUUUAUUCCUGUCUACAUCUCUGCUGGUGUGGUGACCAUGCCCGAAUACCUCGCCAAGCGCUUUGGAGGCCAGAGGAUACGCAUAUACAUGUCUGUUCUGUCACUCAUCCUCUACAUUUUCACCAAAAUAUCUACAGAUAUCUUUUCGGGGGCAUUGUUCAUCCAGGUGUCGUUGGGCUGGGAUCUCUAUCUGUCCACAGGUAUACUGCUGGUGGUCACUGCUGCUUACACUGUGGCAGGUGGUUUGGCAGCAGUGAUCUACACUGAUGCGCUCCAGACUGUGAUCAUGGUUGGGGGAGCCUUUGCACUAAUGUUCAUAGCAUUCUCCAAAGUUGGCUGGUACGAGGGCCUCAUGACCCAAUAUAUGUCAGCUGUUCCCUUAGUGACAGUCGCUAACACCACCUGCCACCUUCCUCGUAGUGAUGCUUUCCGCAUGUUCAGAGACCCCGUGUCAGGGGAUAUACCCUGGCCAGGUCUGGUGUUUGGGCUCACGGUGCUGGCUACAUGGGUCUGGUGCACAGAUCAGGUUAUAGUCCAGAGAUCUCUGUCAGCCAAGUCUUUGUCUCACGCCAAAGGAGGAAGUGUGUUGGGCGGCUACCUCAAACUGCUGCCCAUGUUCUUCAUUGUCAUGCCAGGCAUGAUCAGCCGAGCACUGUUCCCAGAUGAAAUAGGUUGUGUGGAUCCAGCGGUGUGUAAGCGUGUGUGUGGAGCUUCAGUCGGUUGCUCCAAUAUCGCCUACCCUAAACUAGUGAUAGAGCUAAUGCCUAUGGGUCUUCGAGGUCUGAUGCUAGCAGUGAUGUUAGCCGCUCUGAUGUCAUCUCUGACCUCCAUCUUUAACAGCAGCUCCACUCUGUUUACACUGGACCUCUACCACCGAGCCAGACCUAAUGCUUCUGAGAUGGAACUCAUGAUUGUUGGAAGGGUGUUCAUCCUGGUCUUGGUGUGUGUCAGUCUGUUGUGGAUUCCAGUCAUCCAAACAGCCAAUAGUGGCCAGCUGUUUGAUUAUAUCCAAUCAGUGACCAGCUUUCUAGCUCCUCCCAUUACCGCUGUGUUCAUGAUGGCUAUCUUCUGGCCACGUGCCAAUGAGCAGGGUGCAUUCUGGGGUCUGAUGAGUGGAUUGGUGGUGGGACUGAUCCGCAUGGUUCUGGAGUUCUCUUAUUUAGCUCCCUCCUGUGGUCAGCCUGAUCAUCGCCCUGCUAUCGUGGCUGAUGUCCACUACCUGUACUUUGCUCUCAUCCUGUUGGCUCUCACCUGCCUCAUCAUUGCUGCUGUCAGCUUGGCCACCGCCCCGAUACCUAAAGAAAAUCUGCACAGGCUGACCUGGUGGUCCAGAUACAGCCAGGAGCCCCGGGUGGACCUCACAGGACCUCAGAUCCCGUCUGACCCAGUGAACUCUGACGUCAGCUGUGACUCUGACCGUCUGCCGGACUCCUGGUGGCGGAAAGCUGCUCUCAGGCUCUGUGGUCUAACUGGUGCAAACUCUGGCUCUGCACCUCCAGUGACUGAGACCAGUGGACUGAACUCCCUGCAGGAGAAUCCGUUCUGGAGGAGAGUCUGCAAUAUUAACGCUCUAUUGCUACUGACUAUUAAUGUGUUUCUCUGGGGAUUCUUUGCUUAAUGUGCAGGUGUCAUGGAACCCUGAGCAGGGUGUUUUCACUAAGGUUAGACUGAUGUACUGGCAUCUUGUCUUAUGUUGAAAACGUGUGAUGAAAUGAAAGCCUUGGUCCAGUGGCUAAACCAAUCAGAUACUGUGCUGGAUCUGUAUUCUAACUGACUGAAUAAUGAUCAUGCUAUAAUUUGAUUUAAUCACUGAAAUGUCCAUAACUGACUUUCAAGGUCUGUAAUCAGUUUUCAAACACUCCUAAAAGGAAAGCUGAGAGAGCCCCGCCUCUGAGUGACAUCCAUGCACUGAUUCAGACACCCCUCUCAGAGGUGGGGGUCUAACAUGUAGGUAACAACAAUAAAUGGAGAAUAAUGGAAAACAAU